CCCGCCGGGCUGCUGGCCGCCGCGGCGCAGCUGAGCCAGUGCCGCACCGUGCUGCGCCUCUUCGACGACCUCGCCAUGCUCUGCCACAGCCGCGGCUACGGGCUGGGGCCCAAGGACGAGGACGCCGCGGUGCGCGCGCUCUCGGUGCUCGCCAACGUGGCCGACCAGCUGUACUACCCGUGCGAGCACGUGGCGUGGGCCGCCGACGCCGGCGUGCUGCGCGCCAGCUCGCGCGCGUGGUGGGCGCUCAGCACCGCGCUCUGGGCCCUCUCCCUGCUCCUCGGCAUCCUGCGGUCGCUACGAGUUCUGCUGCAGCUGAGGAGGAAGCUGAAGCAGCACACGGGCAGUAAAUCGUUGUCUCCGAGGCAGAAGAAGCUGAGAGCUCAGGUGAAGGCUGAAGUUCUGAGCGUCGUCAGCAGCUUGGCGGAUCUCUGCAACGCCGUCCACUGGCUGCCCCCGGGAUUCCUGUGGGCCGGCCGCUUUCCUCCGUGGUUAGUGGGGCUCUUUGGGACCGUCUCUUCCCUAAUCAGCAUCUACCAGGCAUCUGCAGGGAGAAAUUCCGAGGCUGUGUGAUCUGGAAAUCAGCUUCUGGAAUCCAUUUUCUCCUUGUGUGCUGCCAGCAGGAUAUUUUAAUUUGUCUAGGUGUCAAUGAUUGUGAUUCCGUGAAUCCUAUAAUUGAAACUGGGAUCGAGAUCCCUUUUACACAGAGGAUGGAUUAGGGUUAAAUUAGUCCUUCUGGCUCUUCAUGACAUGAAGCUCUUUGAGGCGAAUGCUCUGGAAAUUGUGCAAUCUCCGAGGGGGAAAUUAGGUUACGGGUAACGGAUGUGGCCACGGCUCCGUUACGCAAAACUUGGGCAAGAGAGAGAGAUCCUGAGAGAUUCUCGUGCUCCAUGCCCAGCGCUCGGGGCCUCAUCAGAAAGCAGCGGGUGACCUGAACCCUGCAGGUUUCUCCAUCAGAUAUUUUGGGUUUUGAGGCGGUAUUUGGGUUUUGAGGCCGGUCAGCUGCCCCAAGCGCAGACAGCGGCCGAGGGAGGCGGGUUUUACCCGUGACAGGUGAGUUGCUUUAGAGGUGACGUGGGAAGGGAACGGCCGCCGUUAGCGGGGUCUCGCUAAGCUGCUUGCAGUCAGUAUUAUCACGUAAGGAGAACGAAGAGACGUCGCAUCCAGGCUCAAUCAAAGCGUGCGGGACCUUGAGCUGUGCCUUACCGGAGCACCACGGGGUGGAGCUCUUCCACCGGCCGCCCAGGGACAUGUUAAAG
Molecule: messenger RNA, 1259 nt
Organism: Nothoprocta perdicaria
Lineage: Eukaryota; Metazoa; Chordata; Aves; Tinamiformes; Tinamidae
Gene: PEX11G
Product: peroxisomal biogenesis factor 11 gamma
Exons: 4
Coding region: 76-573 (165 amino acids)
Biological process (GO): peroxisome fission
Cellular component (GO): peroxisomal membrane
Source: RefSeq, a predicted model, not a curated record